Penicillium canescens is the source of this 1536-nucleotide messenger RNA. Its product is annotated as Dyp-type peroxidase. Gene Ontology annotation, molecular function: heme binding; peroxidase activity. The transcript has 8 exons. The coding region runs from base 1 to 1536 and encodes 511 amino acids. The record is from RefSeq and is a predicted model, not a curated record. NCBI's taxonomy places the organism in Eukaryota, Fungi, Ascomycota, Eurotiomycetes, Eurotiales, Aspergillaceae. Gene Ontology annotation, cellular component: cytosol.
AUGUUUGGCCUGGUCUCCCAAAAAGAUUUCAAAGCUUUUUUUUUUCGCAUUCGAAACCAGGUUGAUUUCAAAAACCGACUCAAGACAUUCACCGAUAAGAUCACCACCGCUCAAGAUGCCUGUAGAAUGAGCGAGACAAUCAAAGCGGCAAAGAAAGAGGCCGAACAGGCAAAGAAAUCGGCUAGGCUCCAAGCUUUGCCGGGAAUCAAUAUUGCCUUUACUUCGACCGGCCUUGAAGCUCUCGGAGCGUUUGUAAAUGUCAGAGACCAAGAGCUGGUAAAAAGGGACAGAAAGCUUUCUCCAAUCUUCCGGAAGCAACAACUCCGUGGUGGACUCUUUGAAAAGGGUAUGUUUAGUGAUCUUGUCGGAGAAGGGUGGGACAACCCCCAAGAACUUCGAAAAGAAUACCAGCCCACCAGUGACCAGGAGAGACUCAUUGAUGGCGUGAUCAUGGUGACCUCAAGCUUGAAGUCCGAUUUGGAUGCGAGGGUCAGCGAGGUGAAGCAACACUUCCUGGCCGAGGAGGGAGUACCUCUCAAUCCAGACACCUAUGUCAUCAGCAGGGACCCUUCCAUAGAGUUGACCCUCGUGAGAGAGGGAAAGGUCCGCCCCGGUCUUAACAAAGGAAAGGAGCACUUUGGGUUCAAGGAUGGAAUCAGUCAGCCUAUCAUCGAGGGCUGGGAUGAAAGGCAACCACAGGGCAAGGAGCCAAAAGCCGCAAAGCCAGGAUUGAUCCUUUGCGGGCACGAGGGUGACAAGCAGGCCCAACCGGCUUGGGCAAAAGACGGUAGCUUCCUUGUUUUCCGUGACCUUCAGCAACUCGUUCCUGAAUUCGACACGUUCAUGGAAGAAAAUGCCCACCUCGCCCCUUUUACCCAGGACCACCCCAAGCCAGGCGAAAAGCUUGCGGCACACUUGAUGGGACGAUGGAAGAAUGGAACCCCUGUGGAUGAGUCUCCUCACGAUGAUUCGGAUUCAAACCUCUUCUCGUCAAACAACUUCGAUUACCACCCCAUUAAUGAGCACAAAAAGUGUCCUUUUGCUGCCCACACCCGCAAGAUGAGACCUCGUGGUGACAUGAAUCACGACCAUGCCGUCAUUUGGCGUCGUGGCAUUCCUUAUGGCGAAGAAGUUACAGCAGAAGAAGCGGCCGAUCGGAAAUCGGCUGCAGAUAAGGAGCGUGGACUUCUGUUUGUCUGCUACCAGAGCGAUAUCCGAAACGGAUACAACUUCUUGACUACCCGCUGGGCAAGCAACCACCACUUCCCUGACGACAAGACUCACGUAGUUGGUGAGCACGGUCCAGGUAUUGACGCUAUCGUGGGUCAAAGACUCGAGCAUCACCCGCCUCGCUCAUUCGGCCUUCCUGAUCACAAUGGAACCUCCGGGGACCGUAUGCCUUUGGAAAGCUGGGUUGUUCAGAGGGGAGGAGACUACUUCUUUGUGCCUUCUAUCUCGGCGUUGCGGAAAGAGCUUACGGGUCCUGGUAUCUUUGAUCAAGCGGCACUGGAGCGCCUUCGUGAGGAGAACGCCUAG